Messenger RNA from Trichomycterus rosablanca, 5692 nucleotides. It is a transcript of the gene ptk7b, whose product is annotated as protein tyrosine kinase 7b. NCBI's taxonomy places the organism in Eukaryota, Metazoa, Chordata, Actinopteri, Siluriformes, Trichomycteridae. Gene Ontology annotation, biological process: homophilic cell-cell adhesion; protein phosphorylation; synapse organization. The coding region runs from base 1 to 3213 and encodes 1070 amino acids. The transcript is spliced from 21 exons. Gene Ontology annotation, molecular function: axon guidance receptor activity; protein kinase activity; ATP binding. The record is from RefSeq and is a predicted model, not a curated record. Gene Ontology annotation, cellular component: plasma membrane; axon; neuronal cell body.
AUGGCUCUAACAGGCCUGGGCUCAGGGAGGAAAAGUACUGAAGUGAAGACUUUAGGGACUCUGGAGGAGAUCAGUGCCCAGGCCAGCCGGAUGGCAGAGCUGAGCUUCAAAUCAACAAGUUCGCAAUUGCUGUGUGUCCAGUCGUCAUCGCUGCUCUUCUCCAAAGAGCCCAAAUCUCAGGAUGCCCUGCAUGGUCGCAGUGCUAUGCUGCGCUGUGAGGUCAGCGAACCCACCGGUGUACGAUAUUCAUGGCUUCAGAAUGGCCAACCUGUGCAGGACACGGAGCGAUGCUUUAUGGAGGAUGGAAACCUCAAAUUCACUGCUGUCGAUCGGCAUCUUGACACAGGAAACUUCCAGUGUGUAGCCACGAGCCUGACUACAGGCGAGGUGGCCAUCUCCACCAACGCCUCCUUCAACAUCAAGUGGCUUGAUAAUGGGCCAGUGACUCUGAAAGAACCCACCUCUGUAGAGGAGAUUGAUAAUGCUGAACAAAUCAUCUUACUGUGUCAGAUUGAUGGGCACCCACGGCCAAACAGUAAGUGGUACAAAGAUGGAGGAUCACUGUCUGUUAGGGACAGAAGUCUGAUUCUGAAAAAGCCAGUCCCUGAAAACUCCGGCACAUACAGCUGCUGUGCUCGCAAUGGUGCAGGCCAUCUCUGCAGCAGUACCAACUUUACCCUCAACAUUAUAGAUAAGACGAUUCCUCGUCUGCUGGUGGCUCCAGAGGAUCAGGUGGUGUUCAGGAACGAGGAGGCUGUGUUCCACUGCCAGUUCUCUGCCAAACCUCCACCCGUUGUAGAGUGGCUCCAUGAUGAAGAGCCUGUCGUUAACAAGUCACGGGUGACAGUGUAUAACAACGGCACCUUACACAUCACUCAGGUGAAGGUUAAGAGUACAGGUCGCUAUAAGUGUGUGGCUCACUAUGGAAAUGAUAAGCAGGUGCAUGCAGAAGCCAUGCUGCACAUUGCAGACAUUGAAGACAUGAACUUCCUAUUGCCAAGGUUCUUCUCUCCGAACCGCCUGGAGCAGGUAACCUGCGAACCUCCAGGGGGUCAUCCUGAGCCAGAGGUGUGGUGGGAGCAAGCGGGCAAGAGAGUGCCCUCAAAAGGACGGGUAUACCAAAAGGGCAUCGAUUUGAUCUUCAACCCGACUGAGGUUGGAGACUCUGGAUUAUACACAUGUGUGGCUCAGAAUAAGGCAGGGCGGAAACAGCAGGAUGUGAGCGUGACCGUGGCUGGUCCUCCAGAGUGGGCCGCUGAACCCCGGGACACUGACAUGGUGGAGGGGCAGCCCGGGUAUCUGCACUGCCAUGCCCGGGCCACACCCCCUCCCCAGGUUAUAUGGUACCGCAACUUGCAAGAGAUUAAUGAGGACGACAAUCGGUUUAAAAUUUUCCCUAAUGGAACUCUAAGGAUAAACAGUGUGGAGGUGUAUGAUGGAGUGACCUAUAACUGCAUGUGCAGGACAGUAGGAGGUCUUCUGACUGGACAAGCCAAAGUCAAUGUACUUGAGAAGCUGAAGUUCACUCCUCCUCCCCGUUCCUCUCAGUGUCUGCAGAGGAAUAGUGAAGGCAGCAUUCAGUGCUCUGCUACAGGUCGAGAGACUCCUACUAUACACUGGGCCAGGGCAGAUGGAAGUUCUCUCCCCUCUCAUGUAAAACAGAAAAACGGCACUUUGCACUUUGGAGAGGUGAUGCAGAGUGAUGCUGGAAACUACACCUGUGUAGCCAGCAACAGCCUGCAGGGAGAAAUCAGAGCCUACGUUUUUCUCACUGUAGGAGACUAUACAGAGUUUAUACUGAAACCAGAGCAAACCACAGUGUACCAGGGAAACACUGCCAUUCUACACUGCCAGGCUACAGGACACCCAGAACCUUACAUCCAGUGGAUGGUCAAGAAUAAAGUGCUCUCCAUCAACUCGGCCAGAUUUCAAAAGAUGCCCAACGGUUCUCUUGUCAUUAAAGAUGUCUCUACUGAUGACACAGGAAGGUACACGUGUAUCGCCGGCAACAGCUGCAGCAUCAAAGAUCAUGUGGCACAACUCUUUGUCGUUGAGAAGCCAAGAAGCACUCCCAGUGAAGAUGAAGGGAAAACGCCGUACAAGAUGAUCCAGACCAUCGGUCUUUCCGUGGGAGCGGCUGUUGCUUACAUUAUCGCUGUGCUGGGCCUUAUGUUUUACUGUAAGAAAAGACGCAAUGCCAAGAGACUGCAGAAAGGACAGGAUGGGGAGGAGCCGGAGAUGGAAUGUCUUAAUGGGGGUACUGUGCAGCAAAAUGGUCAGACUACAGCUGAAAUCCAGGAAGAAGUGGCUCUUACUAAUCUAGAGACCAUAGCCACUACUGAGAAACGUCACAGCAACACAGACAAGUUUCACUUUCCCAGAGCAGAUUUACACCCCAUCACUACACUGGGUAAAGGACAGUUUGGAGAGGUGUUCUUGGCCAAAGCACACAAGAUAGAGGAUGGUGAGGAGCAAACUGUGGUUUUGGUGAAGAGUCUACAGUGCAGGGACGAGCUCUCACAGGCCGAGUUCAGACGACAGGCUGAGAUGUUCGGCAAGCUGAAUCACAUCAACAUAGUGCGCCUGCUCGGUCUCUGCAGAGACACAGAACCACACUACAUGGUCCUGGAAUAUGUAGAUCUGGGUGAUCUUAAACAGUUCUUGAGAAUUUCAAGCAAAGAUGACAAACGUAAAGCACAACCUCUCAGUACCAAAACAAAAGUAUCCAUUUGUGCCCAAGUGGCCGCAGGGAUGGAGCACAUGUCCAAUCAGCGGUUUGUACAUAAGGACCUGGCAGUGCGAAAUUGUCUGAUUAGUGGAGACAGACACAUCAAAAUCUCUGCAUUAGGUCUGAGCAAGGACGUCUACAACAGUGAGUACUGCCACUAUAGACAGAUGUGGAUGCCGCUGCGCUGGAUGCCUGCAGAGUUUGUCUUUGAUGAUGACUUUUCCACCAAAUCAGAUGUGUGGGCUUUCGGUGUGCUAAUGUGGGAGGUGUUUAGCCAUGGUGAGCUGCCGUACUCCACACUUAGCCAUGAAGAGGUACUCGAAGGUCUUCAAGCGGGAACACUGAAGCUUUCUGCUCCUGAGAGCUGGCCUUCUGAAGUCUACAAACUAAUGAGUCACUGCUGGGCUCCCAGUCCCAAAGAGCGGCCAUCUUUCAGCGAGCUGGUUCUAGCUCUGGAGGACAUUCCAUUGGACAGCAAUGUGUGAAGUCUAGGUUUGCUCUGCUGUGCUACAAUCACAGACCUACAAACUCGCUCAGACUGGGUCCCCACAUUUCAGGGAGCAAGAGUGCAUGAGUGAUAAACAAAGAAUUGUUAAUUGCGCUAUCAGUGCUAUUUGUCAGUAUAAGAGUGUGUGUGUGUGUGUGUGUGUGUGUGUGUGUGUGUGUGUGUGUGUGAUGUGUGGACCCCCUGAGUUUCUUUUGCCUUAACCAUGGCAUGAAAGGACACUCUGUAACCUCUUCAGUGACCUGUUUACUUUUUUAAUAUUUGGCCAUGCCUGUUUUUUUUACCUGAGAUCUUCCUUGAUUAAAUCUCUGGAGCACCAGGUGGUCUCUGAGCUACCUUUUCUAGGGGUACGACCUUUAAACUUGACUUUUCAUGUCUGCCGCGGAGGACAAUCCAAACCAAUUAGGAGCAAACUGGCUCCUGGAAAUGCUGGACUUAAUGACAUUUUAACACUCAGUCCAAGGACUUGAAGUUGUUGUGCAUUUAAUUGUGUGUUUAAAUGUGUGAAUCUGUUAGUGGUGUCAAAUGUGGAUCAGCUCUAGAUUAAACAGAGCCAUGUUUGCCAUGAAGGGUGGGAAACUGUUACAUGUUUUUUUGAUGAGCCAGACUUGAUCUUGUAAGGAGAUUAAUCUAUGGGGAAAUAAGCUUAUUAAUUACCUCCAUAAUAUCCAGUGACAUUAUUUCGUGUCGCCAAAUAUUUUAGUUUGACAACAAAAUUUAGCAGCAUGGCUGGUAUAGCGAGUUGAAACAUGCACAAAAACAUGGUCAUGAGGAUAUACGUACGUUUGAGCCUUGCCUUCAGUUACUGUCUGUAAGGAAACUGGCAUGUCCUCCCUGUGUCUGUAUAGAGUGCCUCUUGGUAUUGUGCUUUUUUUUUUGCUUCCAAAACAUGCAGAUGCUAGAUUGGCUGCUCUAAGUUGCCUCCAGAAAGGAAAGAAUGAAUGCUUAAGCCACACUGAGAUUGAUUAUCACCCCAUCCCAAGUUUUUCUAGGUGACACCACACCAUCCACAAGCCUGACUUUAACCUGAGUUAAAAACAGCCAAUGAACUAUGAACUGUUUAUUUUUGUUUUUACUUGACCAGAGUUUAAUUUAAGGUGAACUUUUAUACCAGGAUGGCACCAAACACAUCAAGACACUUUAAGUAAGCUGUGCCACCUUAGUUCUAACAAACUGUAAGUUAACUGCCAUGUUUGUUUAUUGGUUUACACUUUAAUCAUUUUUAAUUAUUUUUUUUCUCUCACAACCUCUGCCGUAUGCACCUCACUUACUUUGAUCAAAGAGCUUGCAGGCUACCGCUGACAUGUGAACCACUGACAGCUUCUUUCAUUGGUCAUUAGUGGAUUUUCACAAAGCACUUUUCUCCCAGUUUUCCCCCACCACUCAUGCCAUCACCUUGACCAGACAGCAGCAUGUUGGUGACUCCCAAUCCAGCCCUUUAGCUGAUUAUGUCUAAAGAGAGCCCAAUGCUGGUGACAUAAUGAGACUCAAAAUGGGCUCACCUGGCAUAUUAGACUGCUGCUACCUGAGUGCACACUACCGGUUUCUUCAGGGGUUUAUUCUUGUUACAAGGUCAUGUCUGGCUAUAAAAGACAUCUGGCUCCAAACUCUAAACAUCAGUAUUCAACAAAAUGAAAGAAAUACAAAAAACAGUAUAAACAGAUACUGUGAUAAUGCAGAAUUUACUCAAGUUAACAAAUACAUGCAGUUAAUAAUGUAUGUAGAAGUUGAGUGCAAGGUAAGUGAGAGAUGUUACAAUUGUACUUACUAUUUUCUUUCAGAUUUACCUUUUUUAUCUUGGUGCUCACAUUGGACCGUAAUAUUUAGACAAAGAGAACAGAACUCACAAUACAUUUUAUUGCCUACACACCUGAAGCCAUUAACAUUAAUGUAUACAAAAAUUCUGCAUAGCCACGUUAAGAAUUUCCUCACUGUUAGAUUGCUUUUCACUGUUCUGUUAUUUAAAACGGACACAAUGCACUAACUUCACUUAAAUCCUGUUCUAUGUAGUAGGUUUUUUUUUUUUUUAUCUGGAAGGAUGUCUGUGAGCCUUUGUCUGUGGUAAAGGUUUUAUAUUCAUUAUUUUUAAUAGAAAGGUACGUGAGAUCUUUUUAUACGAUUAUGUACUCAAUCAAUCUGUCUCAUUUUGCUGUUUGUUUAAUGGUGUUUGUUGAACACAGGCAGCUGGGAGUUUCGGUGGUCUCCAUUAGUUCUACAGACCACAAGUGCCUAGGACAUGAAGGAUUAUUUACAAUCUUUUAUAUAUAUUCUGUAUAUUGUUUUUUAUGAGCUUUUUAAUCUUUUAUGUGUUAUGUUUGUUUUUAAGAACAAAUACAUGGUCUACGUUUUUUUUUAUUAUAUUAAGCACUCACAUGUAAAAUGCAUUUUCUUAGUUACUUAAGCUAAGGUCAAAGUAAUCACAAUGUAUGCUGCUUUCAUUAAACGUUCACUUUUGUAAC